Messenger RNA from Pectinophora gossypiella (pink bollworm), 2086 nucleotides. RefSeq names its product synaptic vesicular amine transporter (gene Vmat). Gene Ontology annotation, cellular component: synaptic vesicle membrane; terminal bouton. The record is from RefSeq and is a predicted model, not a curated record. Bases 208 to 1653 code for a protein of 481 amino acids. Gene Ontology annotation, molecular function: serotonin:sodium:chloride symporter activity. Gene Ontology annotation, biological process: transmembrane transport; aminergic neurotransmitter loading into synaptic vesicle. The transcript has 13 exons. Lineage: Eukaryota; Metazoa; Arthropoda; Insecta; Lepidoptera; Gelechiidae.
AAUCUUGCGUGUCUGUGUAAUAAUCUGUGAAGCCAGUAGUCCCUUGGAGCGCGCGCGCGGCGGUCGGCCAUUACGUUUCCAGACAGUUUUAUUUUUUUAAACCACAGAUAACAGACAUCAUAUUUUCUUUUUAAUUUCCGAACGGCAAUGGAAGCAGCACUGGUUGUUAUUUAAAAGUCCCCCUCCCCACAACCCUCCUUCGGCAAUAUGGGUGCGGCCUCCGACGGGUGGCGCGCGCGCAUCGCCGCGUGCAGAGAGUCCAGGAAGCUGGUGCUGAUCAUCGUGGCGAUAGCGCUGCUGCUUGACAACAUGCUGCUUACCACCGUCGUUCCCAUAAUCCCGGAGUUCCUGUACGACAUCCGUCACCCGGACGCGCCACUGUCCAUGUCUUUAGACGAGCCCAUCACUACACCGGCGCCGGCGCAGCCCUACUGCCCCUGCAUGAACCUCACACAGACAUCAGAAGAGAAUCAUACGCAUUACAACGCGACAGCUGAGAAGGAAGAACGUCACAAGGAGCUGAUCCACGAGACGGUGGCUGUGGGAGUCAUGUUUGCCAGCAAGGCCAUCGUGCAGCUGCUCGCGAACCCCUUCGUGGGACCGCUGACGCAUAAAAUCGGCUACAGCGUUCCGAUGUUCACCGGAUUUGUGUUGAUGUUCCUCUCGACCCUGAUCUUCGCAUUCGGCCGAUCGUACAGCGUAUUGUUCAUUGCGCGUGCGCUGCAGGGAGUGGGGUCGUCGUGCUCCUCCGUCUCCGGGAUGGGCAUGCUGGCUGAACGGUACCCUGAUGACAAGGAACGCGGCAACGCUAUGGGCAUAGCUCUGGGAGGUCUGGCUCUGGGAGUGCUCAUCGGUCCUCCCUUCGGAGGGCUCAUGUACGAGUUCGUGGGAAAGACAGCACCGUUCCUCAUGCUGUCGGCUUUGGCUUUGGGAGAUGGAUUGCUGCAGCUGAUGAUUCUUCAACCAGGAGUAGUCCGCCAGGAAAGUGAACCACCCUCACUGAAGGACCUGGUCACCGACCCCUACAUCAUCGUCGCCGCUGGAGCCAUAACAUUCGCGAACGUGGGCAUAGCGAUGCUGGAGCCGAGCCUGCCGAUUUGGAUGGCCGACACCAUGGAGGCACGCCGUUGGCAGCAAGGAGUCGCCUUCCUGCCUGCCAGCAUCUGUUACCUCAUUGGCACGAACCUGUUUGGCCCGCUGGGACACAAGAUGGGGCGUUGGCUUGCUGCCUGCUCCGGUCUCGUCAUCAUAGGCAUCUGCCUCAUCCUGAUCCCAAUGGCGCGCAAACUCGAGCAUCUAAUCAUCCCCAACGCUGGUUUGGGCUUCGCGAUUGGCAUGGUGGACUCGUCCAUGAUGCCUGAGCUUGGCUUCCUGGUGGACAUCCGCCACGCCGCGGUCUAUGGCUCCGUCUACGCUAUUGGGGACACCGCCUUCUGUCUUGGCUAUGCUGUUGGUCCCGCUUUCUCCGGCGCCCUGGUGAACAGCAUCGGCUUCGAGUGGAUGCUUGUCAUUAUCGCCGUCCUCAACUUUGCGUAUGCCCCUUUCCUUCUACUGCUGCGAUCGCCACCAGCUAGGGAUGAGAAGCAGAGUCUAAUAAUAAGUGACAAGUCAUCCGUGCGUUACGUAAGCUACCAGAACGAAGAGGAGGAAUAAUUCCCGCCAAAACAACGACCACCCGCCAUCUUGACGAUCCGCCAUUUUGUUUUGUUUUUAUCUUAAACUUUUGACUCGGGAGUGGUGAUAUUAUGCCAAAUAUUUUAAAUAGGGUUUGCAUCACAAUAAUAUUUAUAACUUUCGAUGAUUAUAUAACGCUGUAUUUUUGCCAAAUAUGUAUCUAAGUAGUUUAAAUAUAAUACAUAUAUGGCGUAAUGAUUUUUGGUUAUCUACAAGAAGCUACUUGACAACCUAGUCAAAUGAGAUACUAUUUACGAAACGUCAAAACGAAAGUUUUCUUUUGAGUUUGUAUGGAAAUACUGUCCUGUGACGUCAUCAGUAAAAACAGUCAAACUUUGAACUCAUUUCUUGUUAAUUCAUAAAUAAAAUUCGGAAAUAAGUUGCAAAAUAAAAUGUGAUUGAUUUUUGAUCA